This is a messenger RNA of Paramecium sonneborni, 895 nucleotides long. Lineage: Eukaryota; Ciliophora; Oligohymenophorea; Peniculida; Parameciidae. The record is from the annotation of a GenBank genome assembly.
UACACUUCAAGAACGUAAGUGACCAAAAUGAUGAAUGAAAUAAGUAUUGUCUCACUUAGUCAACUCCUAAAUAACAUUCACCUUUCACAAUCUCAUAUUGAUGAAGCUGCUCGUUUCUAUAUAAGACACAGCAAUGAUUAGAAAUCUUAGCAAUCUUUAUGUGAAGAAUGGUGUAAUCACUUUCAUUUUGCUAAAGGAAAUGUUGAUGGUGAUAAAGUUAUUAUUUCCUUACUUCAUAUGGCAUAAAGAGUAAUUGAAUCUGUCAUUAAAUUUGAUGGGGCAUGUAAUCUACUAUUUUAUUCUUUAGAUGCUACAAUGAGAGAUGCUUUCAAAAAAUAAAUUAUUAAAGCUUUCUCUAUAUUAAAAGAUCAUAACUCUUCAUAAGAUUUAAAAUCUUAAGUUAAAGAUCUUCUUAAAUAAUGGGAAGAAAAACAAAUCUUUUCAAAAUCAGAUAUUUCUAUUAUGCUUGAAACUAUUGAUCCUAAUAAAAUCACCAAAGAUAAAACAAAAACACAAUUUGCUCCUCCUCAAUAUUUAAUCAAUUAUGCCAAAAAUUAUAAGGUAUAUUUUAUAUCACAACUAAUCAAUAUAGGAAUUAUAAAUUCGAUUACAAAAAAUGAAUGAAUAUCAAACCAAACUAGAUGAUUUAAUUAAUGCUGGAGCCUAAGAUAAACUUAAUCUGUAUGAUUAAUUACUUGAUUAAUAUUCCAAAUCUGUUGAGAGUGUUUAAAAAUAUCGCUAACUUGUAAUUAAAGAUAUAAUUGAUGAAUUAAAAGAAUUAGACAAAAUACAUUCUAAAAGUAUUAUUGACUUGAAGUACAUUGCAUAAAGGGUCUCUGAUUUAAAGACAAAAAAAGAAAAAAGAAUUCAAAAUGAAUAUUAUAAUGAUUAAUGA